Messenger RNA from Anopheles merus, 3113 nucleotides. Its product is annotated as probable inactive tRNA-specific adenosine deaminase-like protein 3. The coding region runs from base 374 to 1516 and encodes 380 amino acids. Gene Ontology annotation, molecular function: tRNA-specific adenosine-34 deaminase activity. The record is from RefSeq and is a predicted model, not a curated record. The transcript has 2 exons. Gene Ontology annotation, biological process: tRNA wobble adenosine to inosine editing. Lineage: Eukaryota; Metazoa; Arthropoda; Insecta; Diptera; Culicidae. Gene Ontology annotation, cellular component: cytoplasm; nucleus.
UAAGUGUCAAAACGUGUUCUGAUAACAACAAUAGAGCACGCAAGAAAAAAAAAACACGCAAAACGUCAACUAAAACCAUAUGUAAAAAUAGCCGCGUAAUACGAUCGUACAAUACGCACCACGAUCGUCCUAAUUGUUCCCCAUCGCCCUUCCCCCAAUCCUUGUUAUUAUCUGUCGCCUAAUGGAAUAUUCAAAAUCGUGCAUGUGUUUGUGUAUGUGUAAGUGUGCAAGAAACAGUUUAAUGUGCUGAUGGCGUAUGAUAGAAUGUCCAACGCUGAAACCCCGAUUCCGAUACCAUACUCUUCUGAUUGUGUGAGUAAAGCAUCGAAACAAGUGUUAAACAACAGUGCACAUUACUAAAGUUACAGCAACGAUGUCAACCGAACCGGAGACUAAGCGACCCAAGCUGAUCGUAGAAAGUGUUAAACCACCGUCCAAAAUACGAUCGAUUCUGGGUGACGAAUUUACGCAACCAACACCAGUGAUCGAGGUGUACAUUGGGCGUGUGGCCGAAAGUCGACAGCUCUCCCAGCUGGUACCGGCCCUGGCACGCAUUCUUCCCAUCGGUACGCUGCAGCAUCUGAAGCGAGUGAAUCGCGAUGGAACGAUCAUCUUGGCGCCCGUUGUUCAGUUGCUGGAGAAGCUACCGGUAGAGUCUGCGGAGUGUGAAGAGAAGCAAGCAAAUUCUAUCGAAUCACGCCUCUCAAGGUUCCUGCUCUCCGAAGGCAUUGAUCGUACCAUUGUCGAUGGACUCGGCGAGCAGCAGUUGAAGGUCAUGCCGGUGCCCGCCACCCAGCCACUGCUCCGGUGGCAGUAUGAGGCAGCAAAUAAGCUCUGGCCGUGCAAAUUCCAUCCCAACCGGCACCACGAAGCACUGUACGCGGACACGCUGUUCGGGGCACAGGAAGCCGCAGCCCACCGCAGGUUCAUGGAGAUCUGUCUGCAGCUGUCGGCGCACUACGGAAGCCGACCGUUCGGGGUGUGUGUUCAUCCUCGGCCUGCUGGUAGUCGGAUAGUGGCCAUUGGUGGAGGAAGCAGCGACCGUCAUCCGAUCUGGCACUGCCCAAUGGUGCUGAUCGAUAUGGUUGCCGUAUCGCAGAACGGGGGCAUAUGGCACCGAAAGCAGGACGACGAACAAAGCGAUGCCAUGCCGGCGGAGGACGGGUUCCAACUCGGUGGAAUCGACCCACAGUAUAGGCGCUUCGUUCGCGAGCGCUACGGUGACACGGUUUGCCUUGGUGCGGAACCGACGCGAACCGGAACGGCAGCAGAGAUAGAAGCGGCAGGCGCUGCGGACGAUAAUCUUGCCAAAUACGGCCCCUAUCUCUGCACCGGGUAUGACGUGUACCUGACGCACGAACCCUGCAUAAUGUGCGCGAUGGCCCUGGUGCAUAGCCGGGUGCGGCGCGUAUUCUUUCACCGGCCGACACCGGGACGCGGUGCACUGGGGACGCUGGUGAAGCUGCACACGGUGAAGGAGCUGAACCAUCACUACGAGGUGUUCCGGAUUGUUUAAUGGGUCUGAUACCACGGGACCAGAAAUUGGCAGAAAAAUACACAAAGAGGAAAUAAAGGACGAAAGAAAAAACAAAACAUAACCCCAAAAAAGUUGUUUGUUGCUCUGUUCGAAACGUGCUUAACCUUGUGAUCUCUCUCGCCUCCGCACGAUCGUCCAGAUGAUCUCUUCGUCGAUCGGAUGGAAUGAUCUUUGCAGUUUCUGAACCUGUUUGCGCGGGGAUUUUUCAGAGCUUGUGAGCGUAAUGACAGUCGCGUAAAAUAUCCAUCGAAACGAUCGGUGGUAGUUAGUGGCGUUGAACACACGCACGCAUGCGAUCUCUGGCCGAGAAUGGGCCACGCAUGCGAUCUCCACUAUCGAAAGGCGUCCAUAUACGAAGUCCCCACCCACGAACAAAACAACACGCAACCAAAAAGCAAAAAAAAAAAAAGAACCGGGCUUCGAUCGCGGCUCUGUCAUCAUCACGCGUCCUUUUCUGAUUGAGGUCAAUUGGAAAGGGGCAGGUCCGUAUCCCUCGCGACGGUGGCUGGUGGUCCUCCCUUCGUUCAUCAGCGUUUAUUUUAUUGAGACUCCUCAACAUUUGAGCUACUGAGCACUUCUGAGGCGAGCAGAAGCUGCUGACGGAGCAGAUCAUACGCCGACAGAAGACGAUGCACGAAGUGCACAGUACAGCGCGCUACUUGCGCAAGAGGUGAUAAUUGCCAACAAAAAAAGCUUCAUUUGUUUACCUCGUUUUUUCGAAAUCCAAUUAAUCUGCGUACAAAACACGCUGAAAUGCGCGUUUUUACAUGACGUUUUGUUUGCCGAUGCUUCUUGCUGAGGAUUUCGAAAUGAUGAUCCGCACUGUACCAUGUUGAUCGUCCUCCAUCAUAGCAACCACCAAUUGGGGCGGCACGUUGUACGAACGGCGGGCAGCAAGAGUGUAUUGAAAUUUAUUUGACAACGCACAAAUGUGACUGUCAGCGCUUCCGUGGAGGAUGGAGACAGUGGAUUGACGAAAGAGAAACAUCCCCAAGACCCAUGGGGGAGCACCUAGAACAAAGUCUGUGACAUAGUAGGGGCUGAUCGAUAAGAUCUCUGCCGGCCGUACUGAACUUGACCGUUCUGGAAUUUUUGUAGGGUUUAGUGCUUUUCGUUUGAAGUUGUGAGAUAAAAUCUCAAGUCAGAAGGGGCAUCAUGGCACUGGCACACGCAUUAAUAACAUUACGAUGUCAAUCGAUUUAUGGCGCCGGGUACGGGUGGUAUGCCAUCAUUUUUCAUCUGUACACUGAUGGGUUUAUUUUGUUUGUUUGGGAAAUGGUGGAAUGAAUGCGAUUUGAAAUGGGGCCCUAAAGAUAUUUGAUAAAGACAUUUGGAGUCGUUUGAUGGAGGUUCUGUAAUAUACGGGAGUUGUUAGGAGUUUCGAAUUUAAGUAAGUAAGUUCCAUUGAAAAUAAUCGAAACAUGAACUCGGGGAAGUUAUCCGCAUUUUGUAAUAGGUUCAGUAUGAUUUUACUUAACUAACUAUAUGACUCCAAUACAUGAUGUCACAUUUAUAUUUUGCAAAUAUUUCAAAUAAAUUAUUCAACAUAAUGUUUUUAAAUAAUCUUUCAAUUGAG